This is a messenger RNA of Paramecium pentaurelia, 835 nucleotides long. The record is from the annotation of a GenBank genome assembly. NCBI's taxonomy places the organism in Eukaryota, Ciliophora, Oligohymenophorea, Peniculida, Parameciidae.
UAUGCUCCACUUGUUGCUAAUUCUAGCUGUUGUUUAAGCAAGAAACAAAUCUUAAAAUGAUACCAUCAGAAUUCAAACACCAGGUUGAUAUUACUCUCUAUUCCCUUAGAACAUGAAUAAAAUGUCAACAAUACUAAAAACAUUUUUUAUUCUUGUGUAAUAACAUCAUCAUCUUAUUUGACUUAUAAUGAUGAUGUUGUUAUGAAUUAAUUAAAUUCAAUUAUUGAAGCAUAUCAAACUAUUGAAUCUCCAGAAGUUAGAUAUGAAACAUAAAGAAAAGCUAGUAAGAGAAUCUAAAUUGAUGCUACUUAAUAUUGUAUCCUUAGAUAAUCAGGUGUCACAGCUAAAUAAGUAAUUCAAUUAUUGAUAUAAUUUUUAGAUGUAUGAUGAAAUACAAGUUGGAUAAUUUAAUGUUACUUAAUAUUAUUAUUUGAUGAAUGACUUUGAUUUAUCAAAAUAUUAAAAUCAAUCUGCUAAAAUUACAUUUGAUGAAAAUGAAGAAUCUGUUUGGAGAAUAAUGGAAGUAUUAAAUUAUUUAUAUUCUAGGAUUUUUAAGCAAAAUCAAGGGAAAUGAUGGGAGAUGAUGAAUUUGAUGGAUUAAACUAUUCUUAAUACCCUGAUUACAUGGAAAAUCCAUAUGAAACCUAAGUUUUUGGUUAAUCAAUAGACAAAUAAUCAAAUAUUUCUAUAUUGAUUUUUGCUUCAGUGUUUAUAUCAUUUUUUGUAAUCAUGAUUUUAGGUAUUAUGAUAAUAAUAUUUAGCUUAUUAUGCAUUAAAGGAUAGCCAUAAGAAAGUUGAAUAAAAGAAAGAAAAGAAAUCUAAAAAGUAGAAAUGA